Xyrauchen texanus (razorback sucker) is the source of this 2815-nucleotide messenger RNA. RefSeq names its product vesicle-associated membrane protein 8-like. Lineage: Eukaryota; Metazoa; Chordata; Actinopteri; Cypriniformes; Catostomidae. The coding region runs from base 139 to 495 and encodes 118 amino acids. Gene Ontology annotation, molecular function: syntaxin binding; SNAP receptor activity. The record is from RefSeq and is a predicted model, not a curated record. Gene Ontology annotation, cellular component: plasma membrane; SNARE complex. Gene Ontology annotation, biological process: vesicle-mediated transport; SNARE complex assembly; vesicle fusion. The transcript is spliced from 3 exons.
GCUAAUUCAGUCAAUUACGGACGAGGAAGCGUUGAAACGGUGCAUAGCUGACGAUAACUAGAAGAACAAAUUACAGACAUCAAGUCUACAGGAUACCGUGUGAUUGUUUGUCGUGGACGACAUAAAAUACAUCAAAUUAUGGGGUUGGGUGAUCCAAAUAGUAAGGAGCAGAGAGAUGUGGAGGCUGCACAGGAGGUGGGUCGAGUUAAGUCUCUACAGUCUCAAGUGGAUGGGGUAAAGGAUAUUAUGACCCAGAAUGUUGAUCGAAUCCUGGCCCGUGAAGAAAGACUGGAGGAUAUUAUAGGCAUAUCUGAGGAUCUGCAAGCUGGGGCCCAGAACUUCAAGAAGAUCUCUCAGAAGGUUGCUUGUGCUUACUGGUGGAAAAAUGUGAAGAUAAUUGUGUGUAUUAUUGUAGUCGUCAUCAUCAUUGUCCUGAUUGUCAUAUUCCUUGCUACUGGUGUGAUCCCAACCAGUUCAUCCAAACCACCACCUUAGGGUUUGCAUCAGUUACAACUAGAGAUGCACCGAUUGCAAUUUUCUUGGCCGAUUUCGAUUUCCGAUUUUUUGCAAGUGUGACCUGCCGAUACCGAUUUUUUCCGAUUCCGAUUUUCUUUCUAAGAACUAUUAUUGACCACAUAUACAAACAAAAUCUACCUUUCUUCAAUGCUAAAUUUUAUUUUCAUAAUAAAAUAAAUUAUUAAACAUUACAAUUUCCCCCAAACUGCACUAAGUUACAGGAUCUUCUUUCACUUAAACAACUCUAUGACUGGAAAGAGGUAGAAAUAACAAUUAACUGCAAAUAAGUUGCUUUAUAUAACAGAUUUUUCUCUUUAUUACUCGUCUAACAAAACAAUUCCAAAGAUCUGAAAAACUGAAGUGUCCAAUACGCUCAACUUAUGUUAGAUGUCCAAAUAUCAGUUGUAAAACUGAGCACUGCUUCGGGAAUGGCUUGCAUACCUGUCAUCACUCCCGUUUUUCCCGGGAGUCUCCCGUUUUGUUAUUUCUCCCAAAAAAAACUCCCGUAAUUUGUAUGGCCCAAACCACGUUAUAUGAAUAAUCACAUCAAUAUAUUAUUCCAAGGUGGUCCAGUUGCCAGAUCUUGAAUGAAACGCAUCCUACUCACACAAUCGACACAUCAUACAAAUUACAAAUCAUUUAUGACCACAAUCUGGCAACAAUACCCAAUGGGUAUUUUCAGCUGGGUGAUGGUGUUAUAAAUGUCUAAUUAGGUUUGUUGAUCUGAAAGUUAUUUUUGUGGUUCCCCCACAGUUUACUUUGGCCUUGCAAUUAUUACACAUUUCGAACUUUAUGUAUUCUUCACUCACAGUGAAGAUCUUCCAUGCCAAUGACAUGUUUACAUGCGGCUGUGACGUUAUUGCCUGCGCCACUGGCAACAAAAUGGACCGGCUUGGAAUCGGUAAGAUGUGAGGCUGACCGGCCAAUCACCGGUCCGGGCCGAGCAUGCGGAUUCCGGUCCCUGGCCGGUCGAUCGGUGCAUCUCUAGUUACACACACACACACCUAUGCCCACAUACAGACACAGUCAUGACAUCAUAAAUUCACAUAUAUACAUACAUACACACUUUAAUUUGCACAUUUUGCUCCUAUACUUUCAUAACCCUUAAUGUCUCUGCACCCUUUAAAAGAUAGCAGAGCUUCCGUUAUGAAAGCUUCAAAACCUUUUAAGUGAAGGGUUUUAAAUAGUCUAUUGUCUUUACAUUUACAUCUAAUGGCCACUUCAGCUGUCUUUAUGGUUCUCUUAAACCUAUUUUAUAAUAAAUACAAUAUUGUUCAGGUUCUUCUAUACCGAAGGUGGCCUUGAAACAAUCACGUACUGUAUGCUUGCAUUGAAUUAGAGAAGGUAAUGGGUAAAAGAUCUGUCUACUGAAUUUUUAAGUAUAUUUAAGACUGUUAGAUUAGAUAAUAUAAGGUGUUGCUUAUUGUAGAAUACUUUUAGUACUUCAAGAUUAUGUAUUUUGUAUUUAAUUGGUCACUGUACCAUUAUGUAUGUCAUUUAUAAAAGGUCAAACAAGCAUGUGUUUUUGAAACUGUUAAAACAAAGUUUGCAUUGCUCAAAACAAGCUAUUUCCAUUAGGCAAAUUUUAAAACUGUAAGAAGUUUUUUCUUUCUCAAAUUAUUACCGAUUAUUGAAAGUGUCUAUAGAAUGGGACAAAGCUUCAAAACAGAUACAGAUUUUCCUCCAGCAAAAUGAAUGAAAGAUUCUUAUGGAACAAGAGCAUCUGAACAAGGUUACGUGUCUUGCUUCUAUCUUUGAAAUUGUUAUUUUUCUAGACGAAUGUGCUUUUUAUCUUUCCUCAAAAUAUGUCACUAUGAAUCUUCAAGUUACGCUAGUAUACUGUAAUCAUAAUUUUUUGUACUGCAUCAAAUGUUGGCCAAAGUUUGGCCUUGCUCUGUGGGAGCUUUUUAAAACCUGAGACUAUUGAAACAAAGCAAGGAGGAAUAUUUUAGAGCCUGUGCUGUAAUGUCCAGUUUGCAGUUUUUAGUUAAAAAAAACCCCCAUUGAAAAUAACCUCUCUGGAACUGGAUGUCCUAUCCACACAUAAUAUCCUCUCUUCAUAAGUAGUUUCUGUUACAAACAGCUCUGGUUUUGUUGACUGAUCUUAUUUUAGUCUGACUGGUACUGUCGCCCACUGAUUUGGUGAGGUUUAAGUGUUGUUUGUUUGUGUUUGAUGAAAAUGGCUUGAAUGUUUGUAAACCCCAAUCUCAUAUCUUUAGCUUCUAUGAACUUCAUAUGUAAAAAUGUGGGUUUUAUUUUAAAUCUUGUAACUUGUAAAAAAAAAUGUAAUUAAUAAAGA